Molecule: messenger RNA, 1323 nt
Organism: Haliaeetus leucocephalus (bald eagle)
Lineage: Eukaryota; Metazoa; Chordata; Aves; Accipitriformes; Accipitridae
Gene: NIF3L1
Product: NIF3 NGG1 interacting factor 3-like 1 (S. cerevisiae)
Exons: 6
Coding region: 5-1138 (377 amino acids)
Cellular component (GO): cytoplasm; mitochondrion
Source: RefSeq, a predicted model, not a curated record
CUGCAUGCUGCUGCCUGGCACGCAGCUGGUUCGCCGGCCUCUCCGCUGCAUCCGUGCUUUGGGGCACCUGCCCUCACGCUCCCUCAUGAAUCUCGGGGAGCUCGUUUCUGCCCUGAAUGACUUUGCAUCCCUCUCGCUGGCCGAAAGCUGGGACAAUGUGGGGUUGCUGGUGGAACCAAGUCCUCCCCACACUGUGAACACCCUUUUCCUCACGAAUGAUCUCACUGAGGAGGUGAUGGAAGAGGCAGUGCAGAAGAAGGCAGACCUUAUUCUUUCUUACCACCCUCCUAUAUUCACACCACUCAAGCGAGUAACGUGGAAGACCUGGAAGGAACGGCUGGUCAUCCGAGCCCUGGAGCACAGAAUUGGGAUUUACUCUCCGCAUACAGCGUAUGAUGCUAUACCUCACGGAGUCAAUAACUGGCUAACAAAGGGACUCGGUGCUUGUACUUUCAUCCCACUGCAUCCAUCAACUGCACCAAGCUAUCCAGCUGAGGGCAAUCACCGGGUAGAAUUCUGCGCAGACAACACUGAGCAUCUGGACACGGUGCUGUCCAAAAUCAAAGGCAUCCAAGGUAUCUCCUGUCUCACUACUCUCCCUGCCAGGGUUGAAGGUGAGGAGCAAACACGAGUCACUUUGAGCUGCUCUCAGAAAGCACUGUUGGAGGUGGUGGCAUUAUUGUCCCAGCACAGCCUUUAUCACAAGACUGAGAUUCUCUUAUUACAAAAGCCGCUUCUUCCUCAUACUGGAAUGGGACGUCUGUGCACACUGAGCGAGCCAGUCUCCUUGUCAGACAUAAUUAAGCGUAUCAAAAGCCACCUAAAAUUACCCCACAUCCGCUUAGCUGUGGGAAUGGGCAAGACACUAGAAUCGCCAGUGAAGAAAGCUGCUCUAUGUGCUGGUUCGGGGAGCAGCAUCCUGAAGGGAAUGGAAGCUGACCUCUAUCUCACAGGAGAGAUGUCCCACCAUGAUGUUCUGGAUGCAGUUGCCAAUGGGAUAAGUGUUAUUCUGUGUGAGCACAGUAACACUGAGCGAGGCUUCUUGUCAGAGCUGCGUGACAUGCUAGCUGUCCACCUACAGAACAAAAUCAACAUAAUUGUGUCUGAGAAAGAUAGAGAUCCCCUCCAGGUGGCAUAGGGAAAGAAAAAAAACAGGAGUGAGAGUUCAUUCAAGAGUUUCAUGGUAUCUUGCACAGACCAAUCCAAUUGCAAGCUUAAUGAAGAUGCUCUGAAUUGGUUCAGUACAAAAUUAUUGUAUUCUAUGUUUCCUCAAAGUUUGGGAUAUAUUUUGUCAUCUGUCAGAUAAAUAAAUGCUUGUUUGGG